Lagopus muta (rock ptarmigan) is the source of this 2638-nucleotide messenger RNA. It is a transcript of the gene EMB, whose product is annotated as embigin. The transcript is spliced from 11 exons. Gene Ontology annotation, molecular function: cell-cell adhesion mediator activity. Bases 1 to 1359 code for a protein of 452 amino acids. Gene Ontology annotation, biological process: axon guidance; dendrite self-avoidance; homophilic cell-cell adhesion. Gene Ontology annotation, cellular component: axon; plasma membrane. The record is from RefSeq and is a predicted model, not a curated record. NCBI's taxonomy places the organism in Eukaryota, Metazoa, Chordata, Aves, Galliformes, Phasianidae.
AUGAAGAAAAACACAAAGGCAGAAAAGCAUUACCUCCCACAGCACAUAGAUGACUUCCCCCAGAGGAGGAACCACACAUGCCCUGAUUUCAACAAUGUAAACAAGACCUCGCGGCUUUUUGGUUUUUUUUGGGUUUUUUUUUUUUUUCCCCAUUUUACGUCGUCCCCUCUCGCAACCACGGCAGCCGUCGUCCUUUCGCAGCCGCCGCGGCCCUCUGCGGGCCCCGGGUCGGCCGCAUGCUGGGUGCCUGCACGCCGCCGGGCGCGGCGGGGCGGCCCCGGGGCGCGGUGCGGAGCGAGUUCGGCGGCGGGAGGCCAGCAGUGGGGCGGCGUGCCGGCCGGCUUCUAUCGCGGGCACCCGGGGUGGCUGCUGCUGCUGCUGCUGCUUUGCCUCCCGGGCAGCGGCCUCGCAGAGCCCAUAACAACUACACAGACUGUCAGUCAAACAACCUGGGGCAGCAUUGCAGAUCACUUGACACGUGCACGUGAUGUAUCUACACCUGGUCCAGAUCUUACCACGGUGGGUUUUAAUGAGGAAAUCAAUUCGAACAAGUCUAAGCCCCUUUACGUGGAGUAUGAGGUGCUCCUUCCUGGUGAAUCUGGUGGUCCAUUGGAAAAAAACAUCACUUUGGGCAGUCCGGUUAAAAUUGAGCUGUCAUGCAGACUGGCUGAUAAAUAUUCUUACGUGAAAAACCUUCAAGUGACUUGGAAGAGGGGAAAUGAAACUAUCAAACACAUCAAUAAAACUGAAAAUAGCUGGGGCAUCCAAUUGACUAUCUCAGAAAACGGACAACUGGGAAGUUACACUUGUGUGGUGACAGGUGAAGAAGAAUUCAGUGUGGUGUUUCAUUUACAAGUACCACAGAUUGAAGGAAGAGAAAAACCUGUCAUCAGUUAUGAAGGUGACUCAGCUAUACUGAUUUGUAAAAGUCGCAGUUAUACUCCCAUUGCUUGGACCUGGUAUAUGACCAAUGGCAGUGAACAGAUUGCCAUUAAUGAUUCCCUGAUGUUGGAUAAGUACGUAAUAGACAGAACAGAUGCCAAUGUAACCCAUCUGAAAAUACUGAAGCUCACCAAAGAAGAUGGUGGUGCAUACUGGUGUGAAGCUGCUUUUGAACUAGGAAAGAGUAAAGGAAAGCUGAACCUUAAAAUUCUGUCACUCAUGGAGCCACUCAAGCCAUUUCUAGCAAUAGUGGCUGAAGUUGUUAUUUUAAUAACUCUUAUUUUUGUUUUUGAGUUGUAUUCAAAAAAGAAAGAGAAACGUGCAGAAGAUGAAAAAGAAUUUGACCAAAUUGAGCAACUUAAAUCAGAAGAAAGCAAUGGUGUGGAAAGCAGUAGUGCAAGGCACAGAAGAGUUUAGUCUGGCUCCUAGAAAGGGAAGCCAAGCCUACAGAAGUGGAAAUCAACACAGAGUUAAAGAAGUGUGCAACUAUGCUUUUUGAACAUCAACUAUGUUUCUGCAUAAGCUCCUCUACAGUUGUAAGAAAUAAGAUGCUUUUAAAAUAAUUGUGAAAUGGCUCAUUUUUUUACCAAUAAUAUAUCCUGAUACACUGCAUUUUGAUUCUCGCUGUCUGUAAGACUGUCGUUUUAUGCUAAAAGGCAGGUUUUUCUGGUUAGAUUUCAUGUUGUUAUAUUGACUGUGUUUAGGACAAAAUUAACCUUACAUUUACUGAACUAAUGGGUGAUACAGAAAGGGAGCAUUAUCAAAACUAGAAUUUUUAAUACUUGUUAAAACUGGGCUUGUGAGAUCAAAAAUGUUUUCCACCAAAGAAAAUGCCUUGUACUGGCAGAUAAAGCAAAUGUGACAUACAGCCAUUUUUACCAAAGAAAUGUUCAAAGGCAAAUCUUUAUCAUUAUUUAAGUAGAACAUCAGUGGUUUUGCACUUGUAGUGAGCAGUAAAAUAUCUAAAUUCUAACUUUUUGCUUAGCUUCCUUUAAUUAGAAGGAAGUAAAAUAUGUUCAGGGUACUUCAUAGAUUAAUUUCCAUGAGAUGUCCUCCUGUACGGCUGUGAUUCUGUAUUGUAUUUCCAAAUAGGCUGAACAUUCUAAACGGACAACAAGCUGAAUGCUGUGCAGAUUAGAUACUUUGGUAUUACUUCAGAACAAGUGGAAGAAGGAAAAGGGAUACAGUGUCAUAUUAAACAUAAUUGAAAUCAUUUCUUGUACAGAUUACCUCAGGAUAUUUGGGAGUUGCAGAAUCGUUCUGUGACUACAACUAAUAUGGAGAUAUUUUCAGUCAUCUACCUACAUGGUUUUUAACAUACAUUGUGUAACUAGUAUUCCCACUUCCUCUCACAUAUGGCAUUGUUCCUUGAUGAACUCUCAUCACAAUUCACUGAAGGACUUGAGCAGCUAAAGUUUCCAAGGUAAUAGGUAAAGCACAGUGAGUACCACCAGCUGUUGCACAUAGUUAUGGUGCUGCUUAACUGGCAAUACUUUUACAGAAGAGUGGUAAUUUUAGAUAUAUUCAGCAGCUGAAAAUGGAAAACUGGUUAAUUGCAAUAGUGGCCUUUGCUUGCUAAUCCAAAGGAAAAAUUAGAAAACCAUUUCUUUUUUGAGCAGGGGAAAGUAGACUUUUGAAGGCUUUUUCUCUAUACAAAAUGUAAGGGAAAAACAAAGUGAAUGGAAAAAAAAAAUAA